Molecule: messenger RNA, 3283 nt
Organism: Fusarium odoratissimum NRRL 54006
Lineage: Eukaryota; Fungi; Ascomycota; Sordariomycetes; Hypocreales; Nectriaceae
Product: transcription initiation factor TFIIE subunit alpha
Exons: 3
Coding region: 88-1215 (375 amino acids)
Biological process (GO): transcription initiation at RNA polymerase II promoter; transcription open complex formation at RNA polymerase II promoter
Cellular component (GO): transcription factor TFIIE complex
Source: RefSeq, a predicted model, not a curated record
CGGAUUCUGAUUACGUCAUCACACCUUUAAUUCAUACCCCUGCACUUGAUAUUCGCGAUCACAUUCUCGCAUUAAACCAACAUCAUCAUGGAUCUCGCAAUCACACUUAUCAAGUCCGUUGCGCGGGCGUUCUAUGAAACCCGCGACAUACUUGUGAUUGAUGCGCUUAUACUACAUGAGGCGCUUCGAGACGAUGAUUUGGCCUACUUGAUGUCUACCAACACAAAGGAACUCCACAAGAUAUGCGGAAAGCUACGUGAGGAUCGAUUCUUGGUGGUACACACACGAUCAGAGCUGCGAGAAGGCAACCCAAGACCGAGCAACAAAACAUGGUAUUACAUCGACUACCGAGCCACAAUAGACGCCAUCAAAUGGCGCGUCUACACUAUCGAUAAAGAAGUACAGGGCACUACACAAGUCGCGAGCGAGAAAAAAGAGUACUUUUGCUCAUUUUGCAAAGCAGAAUGGACGGCUAUGGAGGUCCUGGACAACGUUGGCCCGGAAGGAUUCUUAUGCCAUCGCUGCUCUCAUGUUCUGACAUUUGAGGCCGACCGGACAUCGACUGGACACGAGCAGUCUACGCGACUCAAUGACCAGUUCAAAUUCAUCAGUGAACUGCUUCCCAAGAUCGAUGCCGUCCACAUUCCAGAAUGCGACUUCGAUCGUGCAUUUGCUAAAGCACGCCCGGUGAAGCGCGACGAAACACAUCAGCGCGCUCAGACUAUUGCAGUCGACUCUGGCGCGAACCGACCUAUGGCGGUCAAGGGCUUGACCAACACAGGGCCACAAUCGAUUGCAGUUAACAUCUCAACAUCGGAUGGCCCCACAGAAGCCGAGAAGGCGGCAGAGCAGGCGCGCAAGGAGCAGAUCGCGAAGCAAAAUGCGCUGCCAUCAUGGAUGUCCAACAGUACUGUCACUGGGGAGUCCUUCUCAGCAAGCGCUACUCCUGGCACUGCAUCAGUUGUCAAGAAGGAGUCCAGCAAAGAUGCUGGCCCAGCAGCACCGACCGUGGCCAAUGCUCAAAUAGACGACAUAUUCGAGAAGCUCAAGGCGGAGAUAGCGCAAGAAAAAUCAGAGGAGGAAGAGGACGACGAAGAAGAGGAAGACUUAUUCGAAGAUGUCCCUGCCGCCAAGAAAGUGAAACUGGCUGGACCAGAUACUCAUGAACAAAAAGAAGACGAAGACAGCGAGGAGAUAGAGUUCGAAGAUGUUUAGAAACCAUAAAAUUGUCUAAUAAUGGCCAGACUCCCUGUUCUUGUACAUAAAUAGCCACUCUAUCAUCUAAUAUUCUAAUUCCAAUUCCUCUGUCUAACCUAACCAAGCCCGGCCAUGCUUUUUGAAAAAAAGGCCAAUGCUAUGCCCGAGGUAUCAAUACUUGCCCAAGCACAUAUUUGAACGCCCCAUUGUAUGCCGGUAAAAAAGAAGUCGCUUUCAUGAUGUUUACACCUGUCCCUGAUAAAAUCCAAGUCGUUCAUUUCCAGUUUUCCAAUACUGCACAUCACCUUGCAGUUUCUACGCCGCGUCGCAUCUCGAGUUGAGACGUCUUGCAUGUUCGUGGCAACUUGGCCAACGGUAAUUCGGUGUCAUCGAGAGACGAGCAUGAAAUCUCAGACAUGCUACGCUUCAGGCCUGUCAAGGCUCCAACGAUGUUGCCGGCGGGCGGUGACUCGUCACCUUCAUCGCCGUGAUGAUCCCUGGACGACGGGUCUUGUUCGUCCUUUUUGUCGAGUACGCUAUCGCGCUCCCACGCGGACUCUAGUCCGUCCAGAUAGACUGGGGACCUCUUCAAGAAGUUCCACGACAAGGAAUCGUGCUCCAUUGCAAUAUAUAAUGAGUCCAUCUUGCCACUAGCAUCCAGUACGGCGCAGUGCUGCUUGAGGAACGCGCGGUCGUACGGACCGUGGAUAAGCCUGGGCUCCAGGGGUCGUAACAUUGGCAAGCCUUGUAGACGCUCAGCAUCGCAAAGCUUUGCUUGCAAUGGAACCCACGGCCGUCCUUUGAGCAGGGGUUCAAAUGCUCGUGAUACAGCCUCUGUGACAGACUUGGCAUCGUCUCCUUCCACUGCGAGCAUACGAUGAAGUCCACGGGACAGACAUCUCUUGUAUGAGGUUGUAUCCUUUUCAAAUGGGAAGGGUGUGUCCUUGGAAGGCAUCAAAGACACAUGCACUGUCCAUGACCUUGGGCGUUCAGUUGAGGCGGUAGGUUCUAUCGAUAAUCUGUGUGUUGAGUUCAACGGCAGCUGUGAGGGGACAGUGGUUGUGGGCGAGAGAUGAAAGGUGUUGACAGUGGCAUCGCUUGGAUCUGGGUCUUGGGGAGGUGACAAAAGAGGCUCGGCACUCUCCAACUUUUCGAUCCUUUCUUCCAAGCAUUCGUCGCUAUCUAGCAGCUCAAGUUGACGAUUGCGCAAAUCGUCCACUUCGCUCCCUGUCCUUGCCAGCUGUUCGCCUUGUGAUCGAAGGGUUUGUUCCAAGCUUUUAAUGUGUUGCUGCAAUUGUGUAACAAGCGCCCAUGCAGCAGAUGCGUUGCGAUAUGAGCCUUUGAGUUCAGUAUCGGUUUCGUCCUUGUUCUUCUCGACCGUCUCUUCCAACUCGCUGAUGCGGCGAACAACAUGGGAAAGUCGAUCACGGUCUUGUGGGUUCGCGAGUUCUUCCAAGGCUCGUACUCGCUGUUGAAUCGCAUCGAUUUCGGACUUGUUAGUGCUUGGUGUUGGGGUAUCGGCAUUGGCGACGUGAAAGCAGGAUAGAUGUCCACAGUUGCAAGUGGCACCAGGUAAAGAUUUGUUGUGAUCGAACCCCAUGCAGCCGCACCGCUGGCCCUUGAGCUCAGGUAUCAUGAGGAUAUAGCGACAUUGACCCUUUGGCAACUGAGACUCGUCGGGCUGCGGCGUCGAGGCCGGUGGGGGAGAGCGAGAGGGUGAGGGUGACAUUAAGUUGCGUCAAACCAAGGUAUCGAAGAGAGGAAUCGAGGUUGAGAUAGGUCGUCCAUGGAAAUGUCGGUGGCAGUAGGAGCCUGAUAUGGACGGAAUGGAUACGGAUGGUUAUGAAAGGGUACGGGGUAGUCUUUUAGAUAUGAGAGAUGGAGCACGGAAGAAGAAGAAAAAAAACAGCCUGUAGGUAGGUACAGUAAGGCAAGGUAGGCGGGCGGCUCUAAUCAUAAAGCAGGGCGAUGUCGAGAUUUGAACCCCCAGGGAUGUUGGGGUUGUGUGAUUCCGUCUGGCCGCGUUAGGACGGUACCUAAGUCCAGGCGGGUGUACCUGAAAACAGUGGCAUAAUACACGUGAGAG